AUGGAGAAGCCUGCCCCGCCAGGACCCCAGCCCAAGGUGGCUUCCCCCCUGGGCUCCUACCGAUGGCGGCGGGGAGGAGACAAGCCAGCGGGGGCCUCCAGAUGGGGCCGGCUUCAAGGAUGGGGCCGGGCUCUGAGUAACCCUGAGACCCCAGAGCCGCCAGCCUGCAGACCCGCUCAGAGGUCUCUCUUCCGUCGGGCUAUCUCUGCCAAGGAGUCGGGAGGAGGCUGGAACUGGAAGCUGCCCAAGUAUCUUCGCUCUGGAAGUCCGCAGCAGACACCUGACCAUGUGCCCGGUUCUGAACAGGAGACAGUCCCAGAGCCAGAGGCAUUGGAUUUCCCUCCUGUGACUCAGCGCAUUCCUGAGGCCCCCACUGCAGAUGCUCCAGUCUGGGACAUCAGUGGCUUCACCCUCCUGGAUGGGAAACUGCUGCUUCUGGGGAGAGAGGAGGAGGCUCCAGGAAGAAAUCUUCCCAGGGCUGGGAGUGUGGGCUCUGAAGGCAGUGUGCAACUGAUAGCCGGAGGGGCCAGAGAACCAGAGCAGAGUCCAAGAAGAGGUGAGUCCGAGGCCAACAGUGCCAUCCAGGGCUACAAUGUGAGGGGUUUGCUGUGGAAGAGGCUCAAGGAGAAGAAGAAGGGGAAAGCUGGAAGCCCUGGAGCAGGGUCCUCUAGUGCCCGGGGGUCCCAAGAGUCCCUAGCCAGUGAAGGACCCAUCAAAGAGCUGGACCUGAGCAAUGAACGAAAUGUGCAAGUGUGGCCCCUGCACCCCAGUCUCCUUGGGGAGCCCUACUGCUUCCAGGUCACCUGGCCCAAUGGAAGCCGCUGCUUCUCCUGUGGCUCAGCAGCUGAGAGAGAUCGAUGGAUUGAGGAUCUGCGCCAGAGUCUACAGCCCCAUCAGGAAAGCCAAGAAAGGGAAGAGACAUGGCUGAGUGUAUGGAUCCAUGAAGCCAAGGAACUCCCACAGGGUAGUUCUCAAGGCCUUCGGGUGGAGCUGUGGCUAGAUGGGGCCUUGUUGGCCCGGACGGCUGCUAGGUCUGGACCUCACUUCUGGGCAGAGCGCUUCCACUUUGAGGCACUGCCCCCAGCCCACCAUCUUUCCCUGCGACUGCGCCAGGGGGACCGGAACUUGGGCAGUGUAUCACUGGCACUAACUGAGCUCGGACAGAUGGGAGGGGGUCUUGAGCGAUGGUUCCCUCUGGAAGGUGGACCUCCCGGAGCAGCCCUGAGGGCACGAGUUCGGGCACGCUGUCUGCGAAUACUACCCACUGAGCGCUACAAGGAAUUGGCCGAGUUCCUCACCUUUCACUACCCGGAGCUGUGCCAUGUCCUGGAGCCCCAGCUGCCUGCCCAGGCCAAAGAAGAGUUGGCAGCCACCAUGGUCCGUGUGCUGCAUGGCACAGGAAAAGCACAGGCACUAGUGACAGACCUGGGCCUGGAGGAGCUGGCCCACUGUGGAGGAAGAGAAGCAUUGCUGUUCCGGGAAAACACACUGGCCACAAAAGCCAUUGAUGAGUACAUGAAGCUGGUGGGCCAGAGCUACCUGCAGGAGACGCUAGGAGGAGCUGUGCGACGUCUCUGUGCCUCUGAAGAUGGCUGUGAAGUAGACCCUAGCAAGUGCCCUGAGCCAGCCGUGGCCCAGCACCAGGUCACCCUGAGGCAGAGCUGUGAGGAUGUCUUCCUCAGCAUCACCCGAUCCUCUGACUGGUUCCCGGCUGAACUGAGUGCUGUGUUCUCUAGCUGGUGGGCAGCAUGCCAGGAGCGGAGGGUUGAGGCCCUGGGGGAGAGGUUGGUUUGUGCCUCACUCUUCCUGAGAUUUCUGUGUCCAGCCAUCAUGUCCCCCAGCCUCUUUGGCCUUGCCCAUGAGUACCCAGGCCCUGGUCUGGCUCGAACCCUCACUCUCAUCGCCAAAGUCAUUCAGAACCUUGCCAACAGAGCUCCGUUUGGCGAGAAGGAAGGUUACAUGAGCUUCAUGAAUGAUUUCUUGGAGCAACACAGCUCAGCCAUGCAGCGCUUCCUGGUUCAAGUGGCCUCUGGGGAUGGGGACAGGGCCCCUAGGGGCUACCAGGGCAGUGGAGACCUGGCCAGAGGCCUGGCCAUCCUGCACAUUCAGCUUCGCACUAUCUUCUCUGACCUGGACCAGCCAACACAGGAAAGCCUGGAGCCACUGCCUACCAUACUUCAAGCCAUUGAGGAAGGCCGACCCGUGCCUGUAUCUGUUAGUAUGCAGCCCUGUGCCACCAACAUCAGGGCCCAGGUCCAUGCCAGGUAACCCAGCCUGAGCUUCUCAGACAAGCCAGGCUUCCUGGCCCCCAGGGACCUCCCCAAGCACACCCCUCUCAUCUCCAAGAGUCAGUCCCUCAGAAGUAUACAGGGCCGGGGCCGAGGAGAGGAACAGCCUGUAAAGAGACCCCAUCGCCGCAUCCAGCGGACCCAGAGUGUCCCUGCCUCCCGGGCAGCCAGCUCGCACACCUCUGGGCCCUUGUCCCAGGCCAAGCCCAAGGACUCCCUCCGGAGAGGCUCCCCACCUCAGGGCCGCUCUAGGCUUGGGGUCUCUGCUUCACUGCCUAGGAAGUCCUCUGUACCCUGGCAGCGCUUCCUGGAAAAACCACACGAAAUGGACCACAGCAUUUGCACCCACCGACUCCCUGGGAAGCUGGCAGAGCUUCGGCAGGAGAUAGUCUCCCUCAGGGAACAGCAGAGAGUGUUAGCUGGCCAGCUGAAGACCCUAGCCAAUGAGACCCAAGCCCUUGGGGAACAACAGAAGAAGCUACUUGGCCAGCUGGAAGAGAUCCAAGGCCAGUUCAAGACCAGGGCUCAGAAGCUGGAUCCUGGGCAUAGCCCAGGCCUCCAGAGUAGGAGCAGUGAGAAUGCCAGGAUGGAGAGUUUGGAGAGCCGCCUGGCUGACCUCGAGAGAGCACACACUCAGCUGGUGCACUGGAUGCAGGAUCAGCAGAAGGCCCCUAAGAUGCAACUUCAACUCCUGAAGAUGCCCUGCACCAAUGGAGAUGCUACCUGACCAUGUCCACAGCCAGUCUGGGUUUCUAUGUGGGCAAUGACAUGGACAGAGGCAGCUUGCAAACCAUGGGAACCGUGGUGCAGACCUGGGCUGCCAGCAUUUUCCUUUGCUGUCUGUCCACGUUUCCUCCUCAAUCCCCGCCCCCCCCCCCCCCGUUUUGCCUACUACUAUCCAUAAUUUGUGGAUUGAAAUAAAG
Gracilinanus agilis (Agile Gracile Mouse Opossum) is the source of this 3211-nucleotide messenger RNA. RefSeq names its product RAS protein activator like 3 (gene RASAL3). The transcript is spliced from 17 exons. Gene Ontology annotation, biological process: regulation of GTPase activity. The record is from RefSeq and is a predicted model, not a curated record. NCBI's taxonomy places the organism in Eukaryota, Metazoa, Chordata, Mammalia, Didelphimorphia, Didelphidae.